UCAGAACACUUCAACCUUUGUGUUGUAAAGAACAAACCAAACUUAUUAAAGUUGUAACACCUCUUCACGUUGAUUUAUAAGAUGGCUUCCAAUAAUCGGGAAUUGUUCUGUUGUGAUAUCUGUGGGGAGGGAAGGAUGACUAUCGUUGAACUGAAGUCCCACAUGGUAGUUGCUCACAUUGAAGGAGCAAUAUCUUGUCCCUUUUGUGACCUAGGAGAUAUAACUGUUGAUGAAAUGUAUGAUCACGUGAACAGUGUUCACCUAGACUUGCAAAAUCCAGACGGGGAAAAUCUUGCUUCUCCUCAAAAUGAUUCUCAGCCACAAAUCAAAAUUGACAAUUAUGCUUUUACAAAUUCUUAUGCUUCAGAGUCUCCCGAACGAACGAAACUUAAGCUAAAUCUUAACUAUGCUGCUGCUAAUGCAUCAGUAUUAAGUCCCCAAAGUUGUGGCUCAUCAGGAUUUAUAACAUGCCCACUCUGUGACUUUAAAGAUUCGUCACCUAAUAAAGUACAGGAACAUGUCAAUCGUCGACAUUUUGAUCUCACCAGUCCUUCAUUUCCAGAUUUUUUGUCACCCGAUAGUGCAGGUAAUCUUGUGUUUAAAUGUCCGGUGUGUAAUCGAAGUUUUGAAACGGGUCCCGAUCUAGAAUUGCACGUUAACCUUGAUCACCCAGACAUUCUCAGUCCAAUAAAGUCUUCUGAAGUGACCCCUAGUGAUGAGAAUUCCAAUGAACGUUGUCCAAUGUGCAGUCGAUCAGAUUUUGCCAAUGGAAUGGAACUUGCAACACACAUCAAGGAACAUUUUGAUCAAAAGGUCCAGUCUUCAAUGACAGUGUCUCCUCAGACCCCAUCUAAGUGGCCAUCAGCUAGCAACUCUGAAGAUGGCGCCUUGUCAGACCAUUUACUGGCUCUGGAGAUCGAACGACGUGAGCGGGAAGAGCAACGCUUAAGGGAACAACGGGAGUUCCGUAUGUUACAAGCUCAGUACGGCAUGGACAAUCUGGGAAACUAUCACGAGCAGUCGAUCACUAAUAUGCAACAGGCAGUUUACGCGGGCGAGAUGAGUGUCCUGGAUUACUAUAACAGACAAGCAGAACUAAAGAUGGCUGAACAAAAUGGAAUAGAUGAUGGCCACUCCUGUACUAAAGAUGGUAUAAUUCAACAGUUGAAACCCAAACUUUUAGAUGGUAUAAUUCAACAGUUGAAACCCAAACUUUUAGAUGGUAUAAUUCAACAGUUGAAACCCAAACUUUUAGAUGGUAUAAUUCAACAGUUGAAACCCAAACUUUUAGAUG
Limulus polyphemus (Atlantic horseshoe crab) is the source of this 1294-nucleotide messenger RNA. RefSeq names its product zinc finger with UFM1-specific peptidase domain protein-like. The annotation marks the transcript as partial. The transcript is spliced from 3 exons. The record is from RefSeq and is a predicted model, not a curated record. Lineage: Eukaryota; Metazoa; Arthropoda; Merostomata; Xiphosura; Limulidae.